GAAGAGCCUCAGCGCUCGUCGGAGAUUACAGUCGUCUGAAGGACGGCCUCUCGAGUCACCGAUUGCUCUGUGAAGAUAAGAGCGAUCGACAUGAGCGAAUUCAAUAUUCUCAUCCUGUGCGCUCUCCUGAGCCAGUGCGGUCCUCCUGCUUUCGGAUGCGAUGUUGCGUCGACAGCGGAGACGAUUUCCGCGGGCAAUGGGCUAGAAUCUGCCCGAUUCGAGGUCCCUGAGAAUAACGGCAUCAACAGCGACGACGAAAUCGCAGAUAGGAUGAGGAGAAAAGAUUCGCAGCGCUCAAGUGUGCCGUCAACGUCUCCUCCCCCAAAACAGAAUCGGAGAUGGGCCAAGAGGAGCAAUAAGAAACAGGAGAGAAUCCCCGGAAAAUCCAGGACCAGAGGUUUGACUAGGGAAACUGCCGACUCCGAGGCACGCGAGAAAUCCAGGGAUUCUGAUCGAGCGAGUGAUGAUCGAUAG
Galendromus occidentalis (western predatory mite) is the source of this 474-nucleotide messenger RNA. RefSeq lists its product as uncharacterized. Lineage: Eukaryota; Metazoa; Arthropoda; Arachnida; Mesostigmata; Phytoseiidae. The transcript has 3 exons. The coding region runs from base 91 to 474 and encodes 127 amino acids. The record is from RefSeq and is a predicted model, not a curated record.